CAAAACCUAAAUUUCUCUGACGUAAACGCAACAAAAUCUAAAUUUCUCUCACCUAAACACAACAAAAUCUAAAUUUCUCUGACCUAAACACAACAAAAACUAAAAUUUCUCUGACCUAAAAACAACAAAAUCUAAAUUUCUCUGACCUAAACGCAACAGAAACUGAAAUGUAGGACAAAGGUUUUCACUGCCAGCCAGCUUGUUUGUGUCCAUGUUUGGGCUCCGCCCUCCCAGAGGUGUUUGCUCUGAUGUACGUGAGGCUUGAACUGGGUCAACACACGAGCCCCCGCACCGACCCCGACCGCCACCUCCCGCUCACCAGCUCCCGGAUGAUUCAGGAGCGAUCAAACAGAACAUCGGACUUUAAUGUGUGAGCUCCCGCUCCAGUAAACAACAGUUGCUCCCUGUACUUUGGAGUCGGAGGAGAAAGCAGCCGGGUGCGCUCCAAAACGGUCGCAGGCUGAACAUGGGGAGCGUUUGUUUGCUGCUGGUGGUGGGUGCCAUGAUGCUGGGAGCGAGUCCGAGCGGAGCAGACCGGCCCGGUCCAGGUCCUGUGUUCAUGUCUCCACCGACGGCGCACAGCGUGCUGCGGCGUCUGCGGCGCUUCAACAGCGGCCUGGAGGAAGUGCUGCAGAAGGCCAACCUGGAGCGAGAGUGUCGGGAAGAGCAGUGCUCCAUGGAGGAGGCGCGGGAAUACUUCGAGAACGACGAGAAAACCAUGGAGUUCUGGGCCGGAUACGUGGACGGCGACCAGUGCCAACCCCAGCCCUGCCAGAACGGAGGUGCGUGCACGGACGGCGUGGGCUCCUACGUCUGCUGGUGCAAGCCCAACUUCGAUGGCAAGAACUGCGAGAUCGAGGUGGACAAGCUGUGCACGGUGGACAACGGCGGCUGCUCCCACUUCUGUGAGAUGGUGGAGAACCGCGCCGUGUGCCAGUGCGCCUCCGGCUACAGGCUGGGCGCCGACAAGAAGAGCUGCGUCCCGACAGAACCUUUCAGCUGCGGCGUGGUGGGGGGGCCUCGCGUCAGGUCCUUCCUGAGCCCGCCAUCGUCCAACCGCUCCGACCUCGACUUCGUGGACUACAACUACGACUUCAACUACAACGACUACAACGUGUCGCAGCUGUACGACUACAGUCUCCAGUCCAGCGGGCAGAACCGCUCCCGGAGGUCAGUGGAGGCCACAGAGGUCACGAAGGUCGUGUACUGGGACGACGCCGGGAGGGUGGUGGACGCCAACCAGACCAACCUGGGCGGGGCCUUCUACCCCACCAGCGCCACCAUCACCGCCGAGGAGAACAGCGACCAGAGGAUCGUGGGAGGAGACGAGGCCAAGCCCGGAGAGAUCCCCUGGCAGGUGGCGCUGAUGUCCUACUCUGAGUCUCUGCAGAUGAACAAACCCUUCUGUGGCGGAUCCCUGCUCAGCGAGUCCUGGGUCAUCACCGCCGCUCACUGCCUGGUCAACGCCAUGCAGUCCAAAAAGGACUUCUUCGUCCGACUGGGGGAGCACGACUUCAUGAGCAAAGACAGCGCGGAGCGCGACUACCAGGUGGCGGAGCAGCACAUCCACCACAUGUACGGCAAGAAGUCUGCCUUCAACCACGACAUCGCGCUGCUGAAGCUGUCCAGCCCGGCGGAGCUGUCGGAGCAACGCCGGCCCGUCUGCCUGGGCCCCAGAGACUUCACCGAGAACAUCCUCCGGUCCUCCACCAACGCCCUGGUGAGCGGCUGGGGUCGCGUCAAGUUCCAGGGCCCGCAGGCCAGCAAGCUCCAGAAGCUGGAAGUGCCCUACGUGGACCGCACCUCCUGCAAGCAGCGGAGCCGCAGCCCCAUCACGCACUUCAUGUUCUGCGCCGGCUACCUGAGCCAGCAGAAGGACUCCUGCCAGGGCGACAGCGGUGGGCCGCACGCCACCAACUUCCGUGGCACGUGGUUCCUGACCGGCAUCGUGAGCUGGGGGGAGGACUGCGCCAAGGACGGCAAGUACGGCGUCUACACCCGAGUGUCUCGCUACUUCCCCUGGAUCAGCCAGAAGACUGGGAUCCAGAUCAACGGCUGAGCUUCAACGAAAUGUCAAAUAAAAUGAAACCAGCACUUUUUUUAAA
Molecule: messenger RNA, 2105 nt
Organism: Synchiropus splendidus (mandarinfish)
Lineage: Eukaryota; Metazoa; Chordata; Actinopteri; Syngnathiformes; Callionymidae
Gene: f9b
Product: coagulation factor IXb
Exons: 8
Coding region: 467-2059 (530 amino acids)
Biological process (GO): blood coagulation; proteolysis
Cellular component (GO): extracellular region
Molecular function (GO): calcium ion binding; serine-type endopeptidase activity
Source: RefSeq, a predicted model, not a curated record